ACUCAUACGUUUCAGAGAUCCAAGCAAUCACAUCCAAAAAUCUCGCUCAGGAUACCUUACCGGAAACAAAGAAAUUCCACACGUAUAAAAAGAAAGUGUGUUUCCCAGUGUCGUCUCCAUUCGCUGGGAGACUCGGCAACCUGGCACCUCUGCAUGCUUUCACCUUUACGGCUUUACCCCCCCCCCCCCCCCCCCUCUGCUUUUCGUCUUCUUCCUCACUCCCAUUCCCAUUUUGGCUUUCUGGGUCUUCCUGAUUCUGGCCGUUUCAAUGAGAUCUGGGUCUUCCACACGCCGACAUUGAUUUUUGGGUUUGUGUUUCGAGUUGUGAAGCUCUGAGACUAUGAAAGCGGGCCAGAAGGAGUUGGAGAAAGGGAUUUGGGAUCAGAUGAGAAGCCCCUCUGUAGGGACGCCCAAGGCCGGGUCGGGUCAGCAGAGCCGCGCCUUGCCGAAGAUCCUGGUCUGGCUCAUCCUCUCCGUUUCGGUCACCUACAUGGUCUACACACUCAAGCUCGUCUCAACCUCACGCGCCUGCGACGACGAGCCUUUUUCCAAUCCCCGCCACCGGCUCUCUUCCUCUUCUUCGUCCUCGGAGCCGAACAACAUCACCGAAUCGUCGAUUAAGGGGCACCGGAGAACGGAGCUCCGGAACGUGGUGUUCGGAAUCGCGGCCUCGGCUAAGCUCUGGGAGAAGAGGAAGAACUAUAUCAAGCUCUGGUUCAAGCCCAAGGAAAUGCGCGGGGUAGUGUGGCUGGACCGUUCGGUGAAGAGCUCCCGCGACGAGGGCCUACCGCCGGUGAGGAUCUCCGGUAACACGUCUCGGUUUCCGUACACGAAUCGGCAGGGGCACCGGUCCGCGAUUCGGAUCUCGCGGAUCGUGUCCGAGACGCUGCGUCUCGGGCUCGAGGACGUCCACUGGUUCGUGAUGGGCGACGACGAUACCGUUUUCGUCACAGAGAACUUGGUCCGGAUUCUCCGAAAGUACGACCACAACCAGUUCUACUAUAUCGGAAGCUUAUCGGAGAGCCACUUGCAGAACAUAUACUUCUCGUACGGCAUGGCCUACGGAGGUGGAGGCUUCGCUCUCAGCUACCCAUUAGCGAAAGCGCUCGCCGGAAUGCAGGACCGGUGCAUACAGAGGUACCCGGGGCUGUAUGGCUCCGAUGAUCGCAUGCAGGCUUGCAUGACCGAACUCGGUGUCCCGCUCACCAAAGAACUCGGCUUUCACCAGUAUGAUGUGUACGGGAACUUGUUUGGGCUUCUUGCGGCGCAUCCGGUGACGCCCUUGGUGUCGUUGCAUCACCUUGAUGUGGUUGAGCCCAUCUUCCCCAACGUGACUCGGGUUCAAGCCCUCCAGCGGCUUACCAUACCUAUGAAGUUGGACUCUGCAGGGCUCAUGCAACAAUCGAUUUGCUACGACAAAUCUAAGAGUUGGACUAUUUCGGUUUCAUGGGGCUUUGCUGUUCAAAUAUUUCGGGGAGUCUUUUCUCCCCGCGAGAUAGAAAUGCCUUCGAGGACAUUCUUGAAUUGGUACAGAAAGGCGGAUUAUACUGCAUACGCAUUCAACACCCGUCCGGUUAGCCGAAACCCCUGCCAAAAACCUUUUGUAUUUUACUUGUCAACGGCAAGAUUGGAUUCUUCGAUGAACCAGACAGUGAGCGAAUAUGUUCGGCAUCGUGUCGCUCACCCCGUGUGCAAGUGGAAGAUGAGUGAUCCUGCCCGUGUCGACAGAGUGGAGGUCUAUAAGAAACCUGACCCAUAUCUAUGGGAUAGAUCUCCACGAAGAAACUGUUGCAGAGUCAUGGAGUCGGAGAAGAAAGGCACCAUGGUGAUAGGUGUGGGUGUAUGUAGGGAAGGUGAGAUCAGUGAAGUAUAGCCAUAAUUGUUGAAAUCUUAGGCUGGGAGCUUCUUCUCAUCUGGGUUUUCUUCUUCAUCCUCUUCUCUAAUUCAUAGUCCAUUUCUUUAAUUGUUCUCCAUGUUCCUCCCAAAUUUUUAUUGUACAAAAAUUGUAGUUCAUACAUUUUGUAGAUGGCUGAGCAAUUGAGAAUUUUGUACUUGUUCGUUUCUAAAUGGGAAUCUUUAGGUGAGUCUUAUUAUCAAA
Alnus glutinosa is the source of this 2098-nucleotide messenger RNA. RefSeq lists its product as uncharacterized. The transcript is spliced from 3 exons. Lineage: Eukaryota; Viridiplantae; Streptophyta; Magnoliopsida; Fagales; Betulaceae. Gene Ontology annotation, molecular function: acetylglucosaminyltransferase activity. The record is from RefSeq and is a predicted model, not a curated record. The coding region runs from base 341 to 1873 and encodes 510 amino acids.